CCUUUCUCCCUUUCUCUUGUCUUAUUUUCCUUUAUAUUCUGGCCCCGCUGUAACUGGCUACGCUGUUGCAGGGUCCCUGCUACUUUUUAUUUUUUGGAUUGCGGUUGCUUGCAUUUUGGCGAAGUCAUAGUUAGUCAUAGUUACUAACUAUGGCGAAGUUAAUAAAUAGUUUGAUCUGAUUACACCUUCUCGCAGCACAGAAAGCGGUAACCAGGGAUCGGCAUUCAAUAACGAGCAAUAACUCCUCACCAAGUUCUCCUCUACCAUCCCGUACCUGGUACGGGAUGGUAGAGGAUGCACUCCAUCUGUAAUGAAAUCAAAACUAGACUGUCGACUCGUGCGGGUAACUAUAGUUUGGGGUUGAAAUAGAGACCAAAAAAAAAUACAGUAAGUCAGUUUAAGUGUAGGUUUAUGGACGAAAACAUAGUACGUCAUUAAAUUUAUCAUUUAUAGUUAUGUAAAGGUUACGUCAAAUAAAUAAAUGCUAUCACUCAUAUUUUUAGACUGAGCUUAAAUAAAUUUCACAUCAUUUUCCAAGGAAUUACUAAAACAGACAUUUUCAUUUGCCUUUCAAAGUUGCACCUGCUGCUACCUUCUGGGAAUUCAUGGGAAGAAGAGGUUUGAUAAAGAUGAGCUGCAUAGACGUUUGAAAUAAUGAGGUGACUCGAAAUAUCUUUGUUAAAGGCAUCCAGACAUCGCAUCAAAUGAAAAUUGUGUUAGAACUGCUGCGUCGGUCAGUCUUUUUUCUUGUUUCACCGAAAUUAGCCUAGGCUUUUUACAGACGAAAACCAGUUGAUCUCCACAAGCGUAACGUUAACCUCCCGUUUGUGUUCCGCUAUCAACUCUCCUGAUGCGUCACAUGCGCAAUGAUGUCAUGAUCAAAAAUGAUCACAAAGCUUUUACAACAGGCUAUUCAGUUCAUGUUGCUUCUUGAAGAAGAAGCAUAACAAAGUCACUAGACGAUAACCGGGAUAAUCAUCAAAAAGAGGCCACCACAACAGCGGAAAUCUAAAGCGGGACAACCAACAGGUCUUAAAGAUGUCGAAUUGGGGUACGACCUUGAAAUUCCGUAUUGCUUGCGAGGCAGGAGACUUCCUCCACCAUAGUCAUAUCUACCACAAAGCUAUUGAUAUGUACAAAGAGGCUCAAGUCUUGUUGAACGAAUUUGGAGUCGAAGUUGAAUUUUGUAAUUUCCACCAAAUGUUGUUGCAUUACAAACUAGCACGUUCGUACCUCGCUGUAGAUAAUUUUAAGGAAGCAUUGAAAAGCUACCUAAGACUUUUAGAAGUCAGUAAAGAAGAUGGGAAUAAAGACUGGGAACUAAGAGCAUAUAGAGACAUCAGUAAAGUGCACCAUUCAAUGGGCCAACAUGCUCAGUCGAUUUUCUUUCUACGAAAAUUGGUUCAAAUCACAAAGGAAACUGGAAGAAAAAGGAUGGAAAUAGAAGCUUAUAGAGAAAUGGGUCAUUCUUAUUACAGUCUGGGUAAGCCGGAUAGAUCCAUCGAAUGUCACGAUGUCGCACUGAAAUUCUGCAGAGAGAUCGGUGACAAAAAAAUGGAAGGAGGAAUACUUGUUGAGCUUGGUGACAGAUACAGAAACCUCGCUCGUUACCCAGGAGCUAUCAGAUACCUGGAAAGGUCAUUGGAAAUAUUCAAAGAAAUUGGCGAAUGCAGAGAAGAGGGAUAUUCGUAUCUACACCUUGGAUUGACUUAUUACGAGAAGGGGGAUUAUAGCAAAGCACUAGAAUGCCAUUUCCAGUCGCUGAAACUGAUGACAGAGCAUGGAGGCGAGGUAGAUAUAGGUGUUAGCCAUAAUAACAUCGGCAAUGUAUAUCAUGCGAUCUCCCAGAACAAUGACGCACUGGAGUACUUCAAAAAAUCUCUUGAAAUUAUGAAAAAAUGUGGAGACAAAAUGAAAUUAGGACUAGCCCAUCACAGCCUUGGCCUUUGCUAUAUUCCUCUCGGUCAGUUCGCAGAAGCUAUCGAACACCAGGUUGAAGCAGUGAAACUUCUAGAGGAAACUGGACACAAAUUCGAACUAGGUCGAGCCUAUAGUGUUCUAGGUAACGCAUACAAUGCAAUUGGCCAUAAAAAGGAAGCUAUGAAUAGUUUUAAGAAAGCUAUUAAGUGUGGUCAGACGAUUGGGGAUAGGAGAAAUGAAACAAUUUCCUACCUUGGCCUUGGAGAUGCGUGUAUUUGCCUGGGAAACCUUGGUGACGGAGAGGUGUAUACGAAGAAGGCUCUUACACUAGCCAAGGAGACUGGAGAUAGAUACAGCGAAGCCAUGAGCUACGGCGGUCUGGGGUUCUGCUACAUGUGUUGGGGUCGAUUUGAAGAGUCUAUUGAGAACUUUAAUUUGGGGAUUGCUAUCAAACAAGAAAUGAAAGAUAGAAGAGGCGAAGCUGUAGAUUUAAUUAAUCUUGGAUCUGCUUACGAGACCCUUGGAAAACUGAAGAAAGCAAGAAAAAUCCUCCAGAAAGCCCUAAAGAUUACAAGAAGUAUUGGAGACAAGGGAAAAGAAUAUGAGGCUCUUACCUUUCUAGGUAUUUGUAAUAGGAGAGAGGGAGAACUAAAGAAGGCGCAUGAUUACUUUUCACAGAGCAUUAAUUGCGCUGAAAGGAACCGCGACCUACUUCAAGACGAACAUAAACUUUCUCUGGACAACAUAACCUUCACUUGCUAUUACGAAUUAUGUUCGCUUCGUAUCAGUCAAGGACGUUUUGCUGAGGCGUUGUGUACCUUAGAGCGAGGACGUGCUCGAGCUCUUGGCGACUUACUGUCCAAGAAAUAUGGUAUCAGACGACACGAUUCACACGAAUUUUAUCUGCAUAGUGUCAGGGAUCUUUCUAUCAAGAAUCAAAGUACGAUCCUCUUCAUGGCUAAGCAUCAGCUGGACAAAUAUUUCUGGGUUUUGGAGGGUGGAGAAAUUAAAUUCAAGUCUUUGAAAUGUGAAGUGGUAGAGGACGUCAUCGACUUGUUCAAGGGUUUGCUAAGAGGACAAUCUGUGUCUGAAUGUGAAGAUCGCUCAUUGUCAGCAUACUAUGGAUUAAAACCAUCGUCGGAAGAAAUAAAAGACAAACGCGAGCAGCGCCUCUUCGAAGAAGAAGAAGAAGAAGAACAUGAACAAGAAGGAAAAAAGGAGGAUUCUAGCCUUUACCAGUGGUACAAAGAUAUUUUCGCCCCUAUUGCUGAUCUUGUUCAGCGUCAAGAAAUCAUCAUUAUCCCGGAAGGUAAACACUUUUUGGUGCCAUUUUGCGCAUUAUGUGAUAACAACGACAAAUUUCUGUCAGAGACCUUCCGCAUUCGCCUGAUUCCAUCACUGACAGCACUAAGGAUGAUCCAAGACAGUCCUGUAGACUAUCACAGUGCAACUGGGGCGUUGAUCGUAGGUGAUCCCUCUGUUCCUCCUCAAACAGAGUUGCCGUCAUUGCCAGGGGCCAGAAGGGAAGCAAUGGAAAUUUCAGAGUUGUUGGGUGUGGUAGCUAUUGUAGGAGAUAAAGCCACCAAAAAAGAGGUCCUCCGACGGAUUCGAGAAGUCAGUUUGAUCCACAUUGCUGCCCACGGUGAUGCAGAAAGGGGAGAGAUCGCUCUUGCCUCAAAUUGUCCCUCCAGACCAACUCUAAGGAAGGACGACUUCAUGCUUACCNAUCUAUUGAUGAUGAAACAUGGAGAAGAAGUCGGUCUGGGCGUUUCCUAUAACAACAUUGGUACUACUUAUCAUGCAAUCUGUAAAUACAGGGAAGCACUUGAGUAUUUCAAAAAAACUCAUGAAAUUAUGGGAUAA
This is a messenger RNA of Stylophora pistillata, 3783 nucleotides long. RefSeq lists its product as uncharacterized. Lineage: Eukaryota; Metazoa; Cnidaria; Anthozoa; Scleractinia; Pocilloporidae. Gene Ontology annotation, molecular function: protein binding. The record is from RefSeq and is a predicted model, not a curated record.